AGCGGGCGCCGUGCGCGUGUCCCGCGGCCGAGCUGCUAAUAAAGUUGCAGCGGGGGAAAGCGCAGCGACGGUGCCGGGAGUGAGCGCCCAGCCUGCCCGUGAUUUAAUGUAACCAGUUUUGCUUGCCUGGAAAAGAUCAUCCUACAUAGGGCCGGAGAAGGCAAGACACAAGGCACGAUACCCCCAGAACUUGAACCAAUGAAAGAAGCAUAUGGUACUUCUGAAGAUAAAUGUUACUUCUCCUUUUUUAAUCAGAACUGCUUAGGACCUGUGUAUGACUUUUCAGGUGUGAUCUGUCCUUUCAGUAGCUUCUGACUUUGAGUUACAGGAAGGUCUCUGAAGAUUUGUAUCAAAUGACGUCAAUGGCCAGCUUGUUUUCUUUUACUAGUCCAGCAGUAAAACGAUUGUUGGGCUGGAAGCAAGGUGAUGAGGAGGAGAAAUGGGCAGAAAAGGCAGUCGAUGCUUUGGUGAAAAAGUUAAAAAAGAAAAAGGGUGCCAUGGAGGAACUGGAGAAAGCCUUGAGCAGUCCAGGACAGCCAAGCAAAUGUGUUACUAUUCCCAGAUCUUUAGAUGGACGCCUGCAAGUUUCUCACAGAAAAGGCUUACCCCACGUUAUAUAUUGUCGUGUUUGGCGCUGGCCUGAUUUACAGAGUCAUCAUGAGCUAAAGCCAUUGGAUAUUUGUGAAUUUCCUUUUGGAUCUAAGCAAAAAGAAGUUUGUAUCAACCCAUACCACUAUAAGAGAGUGGAGAGUCCAGUCUUACCUCCAGUAUUAGUGCCUCGUCAUAAUGAAUUCAAUCCACAACACAGCCUUCUGGUUCAGUUUAGGAACCUGAGCCACAAUGAACCGCACAUGCCACAAAAUGCCACGUUUCCAGAUUCUUUCCACCAGCCCAACAAUACUCCUUUUCCCUUAUCUCCAAAUAGCCCCUAUCCCCCUUCCCCUGCUAGCAGCACAUAUCCUAACUCUCCGGCAAGUUCUGGACCAGGAAGUCCAUUUCAGCUCCCAGCUGAUACACCUCCUCCUGCCUAUAUGCCACCAGAUGAUCAGAUGGGUCAAGAUAAUUCCCAGCCUAUGGAUACAAGCAAUAAUAUGAUUCCUCAGAUUAUGCCCAGUAUAUCCAGCAGAGAUGUUCAGCCUGUUGCCUAUGAAGAGCCCAAACAUUGGUGUUCAAUUGUCUACUAUGAAUUAAAUAAUCGUGUCGGGGAAGCUUUUCAUGCAUCUUCUACUAGUGUGUUAGUAGAUGGAUUCACAGAUCCUUCAAAUAAUAAAAGUAGAUUCUGUUUGGGGCUGUUGUCAAAUGUUAAUCGUAAUUCGACGAUUGAAAACACUAGACGACAUAUUGGAAAAGGUGUUCAUCUGUACUAUGUUGGCGGGGAGGUGUAUGCAGAGUGCCUCAGUGACAGCAGCAUAUUUGUACAGAGUAGGAACUGCAACUUUCAUCAUGGCUUUCAUCCCACCACUGUCUGUAAGAUUCCCAGCAGCUGCAGCCUCAAAAUUUUUAACAAUCAGGAGUUUGCUCAGCUUCUGGCUCAGUCUGUCAACCAUGGGUUUGAGGCAGUGUAUGAGCUCACCAAAAUGUGCACCAUUCGAAUGAGUUUUGUCAAGGGCUGGGGAGCAGAAUAUCACCGGCAGGAUGUCACCAGCACCCCAUGUUGGAUUGAGAUUCAUCUUCAUGGGCCUCUUCAAUGGCUGGACAAAGUCCUUACUCAGAUGGGCUCCCCUCUGAACCCCAUAUCUUCUGUUUCAUAGUGCAGAAGUAUUCUUUUCAAUUAUAUUAUUAGUGGACUUGUUUUAAUUUUAGAGAAACUUUCAGUACAGAUACUGUGAGCUUACAUGGAAAACACAUGCUACAGCCUUUUUUUUUUUUUUUUUUUACAUAAUUGUGACCAAUAUAUUUGUAUUUUGUGAUGAAUCUACAUUUGUUUGUAUUCAUUUUCAUGUGAUUAACUCUCAAAAGUGUUGUAAAGGAUGCACAGUAAGUAUUAUGCCCCAAUUCAGAACAUGCUCUUCAACUGGAACACACUUUUGCUUUAUUGUCCCAACAAUUUUUUUAUUUGCUAUUUUUGAAAAGCAGUGCAUCACAUGAUGAGAAAUUUAUAAUACUGUAAAAGGAUAUAUACAGUGAAAAGUAUGUCUUCCCUCCUAUUCUUGAUCUUCCAGAUGCUAUACUUUUACCAGUUUCUUUGUCCCACUAACUUAAAAAAUAUAUGUAAUUCAUUGUUUUGCAAAAGCAUAUGGUUGGGGCUUAAAAGAAACUAUAAAAAAAUUUCUUUUAUUUGAAGGAACACUAUGCAUUGCUCUAACAAAUAUUGUUCAGUAUGGUCAAAGCAAAGUGAUAGUUUUCUAGAUGACAUCAUAAAAUUUACAUUCAAUACAGCUAAAGUCAGUGUAAUGUGACUUCAUACUAUAUAUCUUGUAAAACAUUUCUUUUUUUAAAAAAAAACAAUGAUUGCAAAUAACUGAUCUCCAGUAUAUGUCAUUUACUCAAAAUCUAUCAUAAGUACUACUUUAUAGCUAGUUAACAGUGCAUGCACGGCCUUGUUCAGCUAUGUUUGCUGCUUUUGGCCCAUGUUGCAAGAACUCUAAUUCUGACAUGCAUUAAUCUUUUAUUUUGCACUUUUAUGGGUGACAGUUGUUAGUGUACCCUUUGGUAAAACACACUCAAGUGACUUAGACUUAGAUGCUUGUCCUUACUUCCUUGGUACCCCAUUUGUAUUAACAAACACUACAGUUUAUAGAUUACAGUUGUAGAAAGUUAUGCUUUUUCUAGCUUUUGUUUUAUUUUCAACCUAGGAUAUGAGACUAUUAUUCUUUAGCUCCAACUUAAGGUGCCUUUUUAACUCUCUACAGUUUUAUAGAUGUUAUUAAUGUUGGAAAAUCAUGUACUUAAUGCCAUUGCUCUUACUUUCAUAAGUCUCUCCAUGCAAGGACCUAUGCACUGUAGCCAUAGGAAGCUCUUCAGUUGGUCCCCAAGGAUGUGACUACUGGUCUGAUAUUUAAAUCAAUCAGUAGUGGAUAUUGGGACAGCUGAUAUAAAAGAAUGCAGACAGUUCUCUCACUUAUCAUUGAUGCUCUGUCUUUUUACAUUGUUUUAGUACCUACAUGGAUGCUAGACCUCAGAACACAAUUUUUAGAGAAGAAGGACAUGAAAACUCUAAAAUAUCCAUUUAGCCAGUCAUGCCUUUGGCUUUAAGUAAAGGAUUCUUAACCACUUUUUCUAGGGAGCAGUGAAAUGGACAUUUAGUUAUGGCAAGAGAAUGAAGAAAUUAUUUUGGGGGAAAAAGACCCAAUUUACCUAUCAGAAGCUUUAUUUUCUGGUGCCUUUUGAAAGUAUAUGGAGCCAUGCAAUUCUUCUGUUUAAAAUGUUAGUUUGGUUUGACUUUCUACUUUGCCCUUUCUUCUUUUAUGAUUUAAAAAAAUACAUUUUUUGAAGAAAAGAUUAUGCAAUUCCUUUUGUUUUCUGUGUCAUUAUUUAUUGCUUUUCUGAAGUGCAGCCAGUGGAUGGUCUUAUUUCUUUCAGAUGAAGUGCCAUUUGUGUUUCAGCUCAGUCCUUUGCUGAGUAAAAGGAAUACUCCCUGACACUCAUCCAGAAUUGUGUCAGCCAUGCGAAAGAGAAUUCUGUUUAGCGAUAGAACAUAUUUAGUGAUAGGUAGAUAUUUUCAUCAUUAUUUUACUUACCAGGCUCAUGGCAUGAUCUUCAGGACAAAUUCGUGGACAAAAAUCAUAUUGAAAGAUGGAUACAUGUAAUCAUCGUCAGUGAGCUGUAGUAAACUAGUGGAAGCUAUUGAAUCGUAUUAUCAGUGUUUUCAACUAAGUUAAUUAAAAGUCAUCUUAUUUGGAGUCAUCAUGCCACAGCCUUUAGAGUUAGCAGGAUUUUAUAUGACUGGCCUUUUUUUCCCCCCUUUAAUUAGUUGGGUUUCAUGAAUGACAGUACUGAAGCUAUUAACUGUUUCAUGGAGAAGUAUAAGCCUGCAAUAUUUCCUCAAAGGUGUCCACUUCACACCCCUGGAUUUUAAGUGAAAAUUGUGUUCAGUCCAUCUGCUCAUAUAAUCCCUAAGGAAGCCCACAUAUCAAUGAAUAGGAAACAAAAUCUGCUAGUAAGCUAAAAACAGAAAAACCUAAGUAAAAUUCUAGCCAAUGAAAAGAAAGCACCUUUGAAAGAAACCAUUUGAGAACAUUACAGUUUUUUUAUUUGAUCUGCAGAAUGGUUUAUAGUCAAAUUUUGAAAACUUCCUCACCACCAGAAUAGUUACAUUUUAUAGCAUAUAUAACAUGUUAAUAAUAUAUGCCAGCCAAAAAGACAGAAUCUGGGAAUAAUAAAAUUGCAGCCAGUUUGGUAAAUGCAAAAACCAGAAUAGAAUUAAAAUUUCAGUAAUGAAUUCAACAAAAAGAUGUCAAUUAGAAAGGAGCAGGGUAUAAGAGGUACAUUUAAGAAAAGUCUCUACAUGAUAGAAUAUUGUGGUCUGGUUGGUAUUACCUGGCUAAAGUUACGGAAUGUAAACUAGUAGGCAUGUUAUUGAUCUACUGAAACGCUUUAGAGAAAAUUUAAGAAAGAUAUCAGUCAAAACUGUCAAGUAUGUGUAUCAGAAUAUAAAUAAUUUUUUACAUUUUAUUGUUACUGUAAAAGAAAAUGGUGGUAAUGGAACUGGCUGGGUUUCUGAGGUGAAAUCCAGAGUAAGAUUACUGGAUAGACAGUUCAACAAGCCACAACUAAUAGUACAGAAAGAGGAUAUAGCUAUUUCAUACUUUUAUAACUUUUGAGAAUAAGACAUCCUUUUAGGAUGAAAAACGAUCAAAAAUAUUGAGAUCUGAGUCUGUUGUACGAUAAGAACUGGGGCUCAUGUUAUAAAACCUUCCAUAUUACCUGAGGGUACCUGUGAGAAACAGUUUCUUCCCCUGUAGUGGUUCUGUUGGAAGAGAAAGUGUAUACAAAAAAUGAAAUCCUACCAACAGCAGAGAAAGUCUAGAGAAUUGAUAGUACCUCGUAAAGUGCUAUUCUUCUAUUAUAGACAACAUCUAAUAUACCAGUUUAUAUUCAUUUCUUUAUACUUUUGUAGUAAUUUGUUUAAUAAUAUUUUGGAUCAUUACCACCUUUUCCAUUUGGAAUACAUUAGUAUCCUUUUUACUUCUCAAGGAAGGAAGAAUCUUUUGAUAAUUAUUGAGUUCAACCUCCAAUGAUGACUUACAUUUUAGACCUAUUAACUUUUAAGAGGGUCAGAACCCUCUUUUGUCUUAUUAGUUAAAUCCUCGUUUAAUCUCUCCAGUAUGAAUAUAAAUGUGUCCUCCAUCUACCCAUCAGCUAGAUAAGUAUCUUUCAGUAGAUAGCCUGGUGGUUUUAGAAGUAUGUGGUGAUUUUUAUGGGAAGGAAUUUUCCUAAGUUGUUGUUUAUAAGUGGUCUCAGCUAUUAACUAGGGAAGCUUUUUAGGGGGUAAUCUCAGGUUUGAUGCCUGUUUCACCCAGAGCAGCAGCAUUUUCCUCAUUGAUAUAGGUGAGAUCCUUAGGAAUUCUUAUCGCAAAAGAUGCAUGUAUUGAAAGUAAGAAUUUAAGGCAUUUCUUUUGCGUAAAUGAAUUCUACCUGCUGGACAGAAACUUGGACAAUUCUUUGAAAUUCGCUGAAUUGCAGUUUAGUGUGUCCUGAUUACAGCAGGUAACUAUUUAUCAAGCCUUUGCUAUAUUGGAUUUUUCAUAAGAAACUUAUAUCCUAAAAUACAACUGUAUUAAUAAUGCAAGUGACACCCUAAAAUUGGAUGGUUUAUCAAAACCAACAAAAGGGAUUUCACACAUUGUUUUUGCUUUUUAGAGUUAAGAGCGCAUGCUAUAGUACUUGCUGGUAGCAAUUCCUGUAACACAAAUGUUGAGUUAUUUCAUUGAAAAACAGGAUUUUUCAGUCAUUUAUGGCACAAAAAAAGUUUGUGUAGUUCUUGUCCAAAUAACUCACUUAUUAAAAAGUCUUCGAAUCACCAUAAAUCAUCAUCCUUUAAGGAUUUAUUUUAAGAUGCUGUUUUAAAAAGUUCAGAAGUUUUUAUACAGGUAGAUUUUUCCUCCACUAAUAGGUGGUACCUUCUUAAUACUAGCUGAUGUUAGCUAUAACAAAACUCCAGUGAGGCCAGGGAAUCCCAAAUUCUUUGUAAAAGAAGAAAUCUUUUAGGAUCAGAUUUCCCCUUCUAAUACCAUUGAAGAUGAUGUUGCUUUGAUUUAUCCAUGAAGUAUUUUAACUGUAAGAACUCUUGAAGAUAAUGGUUGGGUAAGUGAUUUUCUUUUUAACUUGGUUGGUUAAAGUUGCAUUUUGAAAUUCACUUAUUUUAAGAUUGGAUAGCGUUGUAAUCAUGAAAACUGAAUGUUUGCAUGUACUUACCCAUGUUCUCUUAAAAAGAUAUAUCAUAUGCAGAUGGUAAAGACCAAACCAAUGGCUGCACUGUAGGUCUGCUUCUUGAUUUGUUCUGCUGCUUUUUAUGUUGUAGAAAGUGAAAUUCUAGCAACACUCUUUAAUUCUGUUAUCUUUUUGAUACUUAUUAAAAUGUAUUAGGAUUUACUGUAUCAUGCUUUUCAAAGCCAUAACUCUUAAAAACUUUGUUUUUGCAUAUUGUUUGCUAAUACUUUAUUUUAAUAAAUUUCAAAACCUG
This is a messenger RNA of Cynocephalus volans (Philippine flying lemur), 6625 nucleotides long. RefSeq names its product SMAD family member 5 (gene SMAD5). The transcript is spliced from 8 exons. Gene Ontology annotation, molecular function: RNA polymerase II cis-regulatory region sequence-specific DNA binding; I-SMAD binding; DNA-binding transcription factor activity, RNA polymerase II-specific. Gene Ontology annotation, cellular component: heteromeric SMAD protein complex. The record is from RefSeq and is a predicted model, not a curated record. Lineage: Eukaryota; Metazoa; Chordata; Mammalia; Dermoptera; Cynocephalidae. Bases 354 to 1751 code for a protein of 465 amino acids. Gene Ontology annotation, biological process: cell differentiation; regulation of transcription by RNA polymerase II; anatomical structure morphogenesis.